AUGGGUCGAUCCAAAUUUACGUUUCCUGUCCCCGGAAGGAAGCAAAAACCACCCUUUGGACCGAUUGUGUCGGGGCCAAUGUCGAAGGCGCAGAAAAUCCUGGGCACCGCCGAGAUCAACAUCGACGCCCCGCGACAAUGGGACGGCGCCUCAGUUUCUGGCAUCAGCGUUUCCGUGACCGAGAGUACCACGACGUAUAAUCCAACUGAAAGAGGUCGAACCCAGCGUGGUGAAGAGCACGUAGCCGCUGGGAAUAAUCGGAGAAACACACAAUGGGAGCAAGAAUCGGAUAUUGUCCCGGCAUACCUGACGAAUCGAUUUUCGCAAUUGAAUACGGACGCCGGCCCGAGAGACUUCACCGAGACAUCGAGUCUCACCCGCCGUGGUUCCAAUUCGACAAUUACUUCAUGGUACGACAAAUCGAAGAUGCCCCUGUCAAUAUCGCAACAAACAUCCUCAUCCGCCAUGGCGAAAGGGUUGCCACAAAAAGCAAAUGAGCUGCUUGAUAUUGAAGGUCAUGCGAAUCACGUCGCCCAAUCAGCGCCAACCCCAAAACCUAAGAAGAAACCGAGUAGACUGGAUUUUGGGCCUCUUUUGUCCAGGCACAAACAUAACAACACUCACGGAGAUAAUGGCAGCCCGGUGCUUGACGCAGGCUACGUCACCAGGUCGCCCUCGCUCGCUUCCCUCACGUCGCCCAAGUCGACACCGCCCCCUAUUCAGCAGCGGACGGAGAAGAAGCUAGCAAGGCGUAGCACAUACGAUCGCAUGGUCGACAACUUAUCUUCAGGCCGUCCUAGGACCGGCUCAAGCAGUCGAAGGGGAGCUAGCGAUAUCAGCCAUCUUCCCAAUUUAUACGAACAUUACGAGCAGAUGACAUUCGACCAGGUGCUGGGGCACGACGGUCCUCUGGCAAAAUCGGACCAAGCCUUGGCUAACUCUGUUCCCACACCACUGAGAUCGCCAUCCUCGACAGAUCCAAGGAGAAGCGUGCUAAGACCUGGGAUUCGCCCUCAUCAAGCAGCAGUAUCGAAAUCGCAGACUUCCCAUGCAGGGAUGUCGGAUGUACCGAAUCCGAUAGCCCAGCAAGCACCGUCCGCAGAUCGAGACUGUGCAUCUAGCGUCUCAAGCAGGCACACCAAGACUUCCCGGGCGUCUAAGCGGACAAGCCAUAGUAUAAGCGGAUCUGAUUUGAUGGAAAAGAGCGUGCUCUCUCUGUCAUCUGAUUCCGAAGAAGAUUUCUUUCCCGACACUGUCUCCAAAUCGACGAGCGAAUACCAGAACAGUGAUGCCGGUAGCCAGGCACCAUCAUCGCUGAGGUCGAGCCGGUCGCGCGAUGCCCCUUCGGUUGCUCAUAGCUCCAGGAAAUCCGUGAAGCAUGCCAGUUUUGCACCGACUAACACGUACCUUACGAUACCGAGCAAGUCUCCCCCAACUAAAGCGCCCACUCCAAACUCUCGGACGAGCUCACUUCCCUCUACACGAUACCAGCCACCUACUCAGUCGAACCGCUCAUCGAUGUACUCAAACAAGUCCACGUCCACAACGAAUUCUGGGAGCGACCGUCAAGCCCGGUCUGGGUAUAGCGUUCAGGACAUGCGUAAUGUUCCCCCAUUGCCUACGCAACCAUCUCGUCCGUCACCUGAGCGGGUAGUUGAGACGCCACAGCGCAUGCUAUCGACCAAGUCUUCGACCCAUUCGAUUGACCAGCCAACACCGCCUCUGAGUCCUACGUCGGUAGAGUCUUUCACUACAUCCACGGAAUCCAUCGAGAUCCAUGCCGAAUCCGACUCGCGCUUCAUGGCUGUCACUCGGCAGGAGGAGAUGUUGCUUGCAGCCCUUCGCAUGAAGCGGGCUCGUAUGCGUGAGUCUGUUCUCGCAGAAUGUGAAGAGGAGGUUCACUACGGUACAUCCCAUCAUCAGCGGAAUUCGUCGCAAGCCACCAUUAAAGAGAUGGAGUGGCCUGAGCCGCCUCAGACACUCCGUCAUCAAACAUCGGCAACGUCUAGCAGCACCGUCAGAGCGGGCUCACGUUCGUCAGAAAGCCGUCCAGCAUCGUUGGCGAAAGGGCCGAAGCAUACUCGGAGUAACUCUCGUCGCCUAGAUAUCCCAGCUUCCUCACGAUCAGAAUCCAAAACGUCGUCAAGAACGAGCAGUGUGAGGAGAGAAAUGCCUGCCCAAGAGGCGCCAUCGAUGGAGCCCAAACAUGAGCGGAUAUUGCUCUACUUGGAUCGCCCUGUGAAUAACGUCAGUUCAAUGGACUUUGCCGAACCAAGCCCCGAUCUGAGCGACUUUAUGGACUUUGACAAUGGCAGCGACGAGGAAGAUGAGCUCUCAAGCGAUCCGUCGUUUUACAGGCCUCAGCUUCGAGGAUUCGCUAUGCCCAGCAAGGGUAGGGGACGUAUGCUUAGAGGGAGCGAGAGAGGACGCCAUGACUCUUCGCCUUUGAGGCCUCGCACCAAGACUGAACUUGCAGAGCAAAUUCAUGUCGUAGAGUCAGAGAGUGUAAUCGACCCAAUGGAGGGGAUCCCGCGACCGGAUUCCCCCGUCUCGCCCGUGGGAACACUACCGCUGCCACCCACCCAUGGUCUGUCGAAGAAGAAGGCAGUCAGAUUGAGUGCAGUCGGCAAUUCCGGAGUCGGAUCUUCGUGGUGGGGACACGACGGUUGA
Molecule: messenger RNA, 2670 nt
Organism: Colletotrichum truncatum
Lineage: Eukaryota; Fungi; Ascomycota; Sordariomycetes; Glomerellales; Glomerellaceae
Source: RefSeq, a predicted model, not a curated record